UGUUUGUUAAUAAAUUCAAUUUUGUGCCAGUGAGUGACAGUGCCAGCUAGAGGAGAGGAAGAAGAACACAGUAACAAGUGAUAACACAUUAUAACCUGGUGCUUCUUCAUAAUGUCAGACUAUGCUGUUGAGAUAUCACAACACUCUAGAGUCAUAAUCCUUCAGGGGACUCUAAAGAAAGCUCCACAACUCAACAAAAGAGGAAGAAAAAAAUGGAAGGACAGGUACAUUGUUCUACGUGCUUGCAAGACUCUUGAAUGCUUCAAGUCAAAAAAAGCUCUGGAAUCAUCAAAAUCUCCACGAAAAGUCAUUGACAUACGCGAGUGCAUUAACCUUGAGGUGGGACUGGAGUACAAGGAGCUCCAGCACAUAUUCAGUCUUGGGACUUUCAAGAGAGCUUUCUUCUUUGCAGCCCCUAGUGAUGCCCUUAUGCUCCAGUGGGUGGAUAACAUUGAGAAAGUAAAGAAUGCCAUUGAAGGUGACAGGAUCAGGAUACUUGAUAUUGGUCUAAGAAAGAGCCCAAUGCGUACUUUGGGUAGCUUGUGCACUAGCACGUCAAUGUCAAAGAUGUAUUCAUCCAACAUGACCAUCAGUCAAAUGGGCUCCGUAUCGAAUAUUAGUCAUGAUGUUACGUCUGAUAAUGAGCACUCGCCAUCGCAUACUUCGACCAUUGAUAGCAGAUACACUUCGUCAUCAUCAUCUCCCCGUCAUCACUCCAGCACUUUUCAUAAUACUCACACUCCUCCUGGCAGUAACUCUCCUCAGCACAGACCACACCAGAAAAGCGUCAGUCCACCUCACAAAAGAGGACACUAUUACGUUAACGUCUCACCACGCCCACCUUUAUCACCUACUGAGACUCCGCCCAGUUUGUCGCCAAAUAGAACCCCAGAAAAAACUUCUGUUGGAGUUAAGAAGCCUUUACCAUCCGGGGUGAGUGGGCAUCAUCCGUACAGCAAGAUACAGCAACAUUCACCAAAACAUGUAGUCACGGGGAAGAUCCCUCCGCCAAAAAUAGCAUCCUCGAAAACUCAAGCAGAGAAGGUUGAUUCCACCAACCCAUUUAGUGCUAUGAUUAGUCAUCAAUCACAAAAAGUUGAAGACUCGUCUUUCCAGAGACACGUCGAUAAAGGAGAAAGCGGAGGAGGAAGUCUUCAUGGCAUGCGUCGCUCUUUUCGCUAUCGACAGAUAACGCUUAAAAAAGAGAAGGCAAUAUUCAGUGAGGUAUAUGAAGAAGGGGAGGAGGAGGAGGAGGAAGAGGAGGAGUACAGCAGUGAUGAGACUGACAGGGAACAAAGCACAGAGAGAGGGAUAGAAGAGACGACCGAACCCUCUCUGUACAAGAAGAAAAAGUUGGCUAAAUCCAGUCCUAAUUUAAGCGAGAUUGGGAGGUCUAAAGGACCCAGGAAGAGAAUCAACACUGGAACUGGACGACACAAAAUUGCCGGAGCCUCUACUAUAGAUAACAAUAAUGAGGAGUCAUUCUUUUCCCCAACCUCUUAUCAACCGGCUUGCAGUUAUUCAAAAGUCACUGUUGUUGGGGUUAAGGUUUCAAACUGUCCAAUGAAUGAGCUACUCCCUCCACCACCACUGCAGCUAAAGGAGCAGAGAAAGAGUGGGUCUCUUCGUAAUUCAAUCAGUGAUGGUGCACUCUGUCCUUCUCCCUUACCACCCGACACUUUGUGUCAAUUUGGUGACGAUGAAGAUGAUAUUGUCCUACCAAACAGGUUUUCAAAUGAACACAGUUUUGAUGUCUCCAGUGUCAAUUCCCUUGAUGCUAUUGUUGUUGCCCCACCAUUAAUGUUCAAUGACGAAGAACAAAAGAAUGACAAAGUGAAAGGGAUUUCAUUAGAGCCUGAUGAAAUAACAGUGAGACUUAAAAAAGACAAAGAAACUGAAGAAGAGGAAGAAGAAGAUGAAGUUAGCAGGCGAAGCACAGAGUCCAGUGACACUGGCUACACAAGCAGUCCAAGCUACAACAAGAAAAAUACUGAGACUAGAGGUAGUGAGAGCUGGUCUUCAGAUGUGCCACCAUUGCCACGUUCGGCAGAAAGAACUUGCAUACCUCUUGUAUUCUAUACGAGGAAUGUUUGGAAACCAAGCGGUAAGGGGAAAGACCUUAUUGGUAUCCAAGUUUGCCUUGUGGAAGAGCAUUGUCAAGGACUGAUUAAUGACUUGCUGGCAUUAAAAGAGUUGGAAGGCUAUUAUCAGGUUGAAAGUGAAGUUGAGCAAGGGCCCAACUCGGUCACAACUCCAACCAGUGAUGUAAUGACUGUUGAAACAUCAUUGGAGGAUCUUGAGUUUGGUUUCAAAGUCAUCAAGAGCACGCAAAAGGACAUGUUCAAGAAGAAAGUGAAGGCGUUUGAUUUUGAAGUAAAGAACUUAUUCAACGAAAGUAAAAAGCCUUUCUCGUGCGAGGUUCAAAUUAAAUGUUUGAAUGAGAUUGUGACAAUACCCAUUGAGUUUGAUUAAUAUACUCCUAGCUCUACAUGUAUGUGUCAUUAUUAUUGUAAAUAAACUAUUAUUAUUAUUAUUAUUAUUAUUA
Molecule: messenger RNA, 2545 nt
Organism: Amphimedon queenslandica
Lineage: Eukaryota; Metazoa; Porifera; Demospongiae; Haplosclerida; Niphatidae
Exons: 10
Coding region: 112-2472 (786 amino acids)
Source: RefSeq, a predicted model, not a curated record